AUGUUAGGCCCUCUGCAAGGCCUCCCGCCGAAUAAUCAGUCGCAACAGAGUCAGCAACAGCAACAGCAACAGCAGCAGCAGCAGCAGCAACCGGGCCAGAACAAUAUUCCUCCGCCGCCGCCGUUAAAUGGCCAGGACUACACUCUUUCCAGUGUUUUGCAUUUCUUGCAAACAGAAUGGAGGCGCUAUGAACGUGACCGCAAUGAAUGGGAAAUUGAGAGGGCAGAGAUGAGGGCCCGUAUUGCCCUGCUCGAAGGCGAAAGACGUUCCUUUGAAAAUGUCAAGCUCGACCUGAUGCGUCGUAUAAAAAUGCUUGAAUACGCCUUGCGUAUGGAACGGUUCGUUGCCAAAACAUCUUCCGUCCAACGCGUCCUCCCGGCGCCUCCAGCAAAGCUGGCUUUGAUGCAGGCUCAGACUUUGAGAGACGACUUGUCCAAAGAAGAAAGUAGCGGAAGUUCACCUCGGAGUGAUGAUUCUCCUCUUCCAGAUAGUCGUCCACCAAAUGGUGCACCUUCGAUAGGACCGUCUGGGAGACCAGGUUCUUGGACCGGACUUAAUUGGCCAAGCGGUCCUUCCGCUAAUACUCUCGCAGGAAUAGGCAAACCGCCGCCAGGCCGAGAUCCAAAAAGUAGGGCACGUAGUCGGGACUACUUGAAGCAGUGUCUUCAAGAAAUCCAGUAUUUAACUUCACCACAGGCAAUGAACCCACUUCCCAACCGACCAUUAAUCAACCAUUCGACAGUGCCGCUCUCAUUACCCAAUGUCCCUUCCUUUGAGCAAAUGGCUUACAACGGGCGUCCCAGGAAAGUCCUGCCAGAAGCCGGCUCAUCUUUACUAAACGGAAUAAACUUGAUCUCGGGGCCCUCAUCUGCUCCUGCUACUGGUCCUCUGGAGCGAAGUAAUCCGCUAGCAAGUGGCAUGAUGCAGCAGCACAUACAGCUGCAACAGGUCCAGCAACAGCAACAGGUUCAGCAGCAGCAGCAGCAGCCACCUUCCACGCAACAACAAUCGAACGGAAACCAAUCUCAGCCGAUACUUCCCGGUACCUCUCAGUUAGAUAAUAAAGGUUCUGAAUCCGAGCCGCGACAGUUGACGAUGAUCUUUCGACCUGAUGAUUCCGGAGAGUGGAAAGACAAGCUCAGGCAGGCACACGAAGCUUCUGAACAGCUUAGGCUUUCCAGAGAAUCCCAGGCUGCCGGAGGUUCCUGGGAAGGACGAAGAGAGUUUGAAGAUGAACUCAAAGAAGACGAGGGAGAAGUCGAUGACGAUGAUUCUUCAGUAGUAUCCGAAGGCGAUGGAAGUAAAGUAUGGAAAGCCAGACGGACGCUCAGAAAUCAUCUCGAUGCUGUUAGGGCAGUUGCGUUCCAUCCCCAUGAGCUGUGCUUAGCUACGGGAGGUGACGAUUGUACAGUCAAGAUAUGGCGAAUGGAUGUCGCAGGCCUAGCCUCAUCUACUUCCAGGGUCACUACGGAAAUUGAGCCACAGAUCACUCUAAGGGGACAUUCUGCUGCCAUCACACGUUUGAUACACGCGCCUUCAAAACGGCUAUUGUAUUCUGCCUCAUUAGACUCCUCAAUACGAGUUUGGGCUCUGCCGUCUCCCUCUCAUACGACAUAUGCGCCGUAUGAUGACAGCACAUUUAGAGGCCACCUAGUAGGCCAUACUGAUGCCGUAUGGGAUCUGGCUUUGGCUCGGGAUGAGAGCACGCUCAUCAGUUGUGGCGCAGAGGGAGCGGUCAAAGUAUGGGAUGUCGGUGGACCUUCGCCUGGCGCACUUAAGCUAACUUGGGGUUGGCUUGGGGUGGAUGGCAUUAGUGACGCACCGACGGAUGACAAUCGCGACGCUCCCGGUGCAACGUCCAUUGAGGCCAUUAAGAGCGACCUUAAAAAGGUCGCAGUGGCAUACCAGAAUGCUGUAGUCAAGAUUUUUGACAUUGAGACUGGUAAAGAGCUUUCGAGAUUAGGAAGUGACAUGAGCUAUGAUGGUACGCCUGCGACGCAAGUCAACUGUAUAACGUCACAUCCAACAAUGUCAUUACUGGUUACCGCCCAUGAAGACAAGUUUAUCAGAAUCUUCGACAUCAUCACAGGUCAAUGCACACACUCGAUGCAAGCUCAUCUUGAUGGCGUCACAUCGAUUUCAAUCGACGCAUCAGGUUUUUCCCUUGUAUCUGGAAGUCAUGAUUGCUCCAUCCGAUUCUGGGAUCUUCUCGGCUCCCGGCAGUGCGUACAAGAGAUCACAACGCAUCGAGAGAAAGCACGGGAAGGCGUAUUAGAUGUCGAAUUCCAUCCAACACUACCAUUUAUGACCAGCGCCGGUGCGGAUGGUGUGGUAAAACUUUACGCUUCGUCGUAA
Molecule: messenger RNA, 2355 nt
Organism: Lentinula edodes (shiitake mushroom)
Lineage: Eukaryota; Fungi; Basidiomycota; Agaricomycetes; Agaricales; Omphalotaceae
Product: WD40-repeat-containing domain protein
Exons: 9
Coding region: 1-2355 (784 amino acids)
Molecular function (GO): protein binding
Source: RefSeq, a predicted model, not a curated record